This is a messenger RNA of Pneumocystis carinii B80, 313 nucleotides long. RefSeq lists its product as hypothetical. The coding region runs from base 46 to 267 and encodes 73 amino acids. Gene Ontology annotation, biological process: mitochondrial respiratory chain complex IV assembly. The transcript is spliced from 2 exons. Gene Ontology annotation, cellular component: mitochondrial inner membrane. NCBI's taxonomy places the organism in Eukaryota, Fungi, Ascomycota, Pneumocystomycetes, Pneumocystales, Pneumocystaceae. The record is from RefSeq and is a predicted model, not a curated record.
UAUAUAUACUAAACCUUUAUAAUUAAAGGUUCUUUCUAUAGAAAUAUGAGAAACAGAUUUAUAUGUCCAUUUCCACGGGAUAAUAAGCGUUUUUAUUCUACUUCUUAUCAGAAUUCUGAAGUUUUACGUCAUAUUCGUAAACAAUAUGCUUUUCGGAAUGGAGUAACAGGUGCCUUUCUAUUUAUCUUUAUUGGAUCUGUAUAUUUUUAUUCUAUCUAUGCCGUUAAGCAGGAUGAUUUAAGUGAUGUAUUACCAUCAGAAGGGUGAGGAUGGGAUUUUAAGAUAGAGAAGAGUAGGGAUAGGAAUAGGAAUA